UUUUUAUUUAUUAUCCGAAUAAUACUUGAGCGAUCAUGGCGGACUUGCUGGCUGUCCCGUUGAAAAAACCGUCGGACAUCGACGUGACCAAGCCGCUGAAGAACUUGAUCGCGUCCGUGUACAGCACGUCGGACAAACCCGUCGACUACACAGAGGAGAUCAAUGAGUUCAGCAAGCUCCGUAACAACGCCCUGUGGAAGGCGUUUGAGAAAUACGAGUCGUCCCUCGAGCUCAUUUAUUGCUACUAUGACCAACUAUGUGCAAUGGAAACGAAAAUCCCUGCUCAUGAAAUUCAGAUCCCCUUUAAGUGGAAAGACGCUUUUGACAGGGGCAGUCUCUUUGGAGGCAGAUUGAGUCUAACAAUUGCUUCUCUUGCUUAUGAGAAGGUUUGCGUCCUAUUCAACAUCGCUGCACUGCAGAGUUGUGUGGCUGCCAAUCAGACCAUGGAGACGGACGAAGGAAGAAAACUCGCCGCCAAACUUCUGCAGCAGUCAGCGGGAAUUUUCAACCACCUCAAGUCAACAGUCUUGUCUUCCAUCCAACAAGAUCCGACACCAGAUUUGAAAGCCGAAACUCUUGGUGCUCUUUCAGCUCUGAUGCUGGCGCAGGCGCAAGAAAUUUUUGUCCAGAAAGCUAUUCAAGAUCGCAUGAAGGAUGCUGUGAUUGCAAAACUGAGCUCGCAGUGCGACGAGCUUUACACAGAGGCCUACAAAUUGAUGCAGAAGGAAAGUCUGCACCCUCUUUGGGAAAGAGGAGACUACGACUGGCUUUCGGUAGUUGGAGGAAAGCAAGCUGCUUACAAAGGCCUGGCUCAGUAUUACCAAAGUCUAGUUUGCAACGCUGGUAAAAGUGUUGGUGAAGAAAUUGCCAGGCUUCAGUAUGCUCUUGAGCUUUUCAAGACUGCACAACAAGUUUCUGGAAAGGCUACCUUCUUCCAAGACUUUGUAAACAAAGCUCAGAAGGCCUUGACUGAAAGCAAGAAAGACAAUGACUUCAUAUACCACGAGAGGGUGCCAGACUCAAAGUCCUUGGCAGCAGUCGGAAAGGCACCUUUAGCAAAAGCCAUUCCCAUGACCGAGAAAAUGAGCGCUUCUUCUAAAGACUUGUUUGAAAAUCUCGUGCCUGUGCCUGUAUUACAAGCGAUGGCUGCGUACAGUGUCAGGAAAACUGAUUUGGUCAACACAGAAAUCAUGAAACUGAGAGAAGCUACUCAACUGCUGAAUAGCAUUUUAGCAUCUUUAAAUUUGCCAGCCGCUUUGGAGGACACCACUGGUGCUGAGAUUCCUCAUUCGAUGCAAGAAAAAGCAGCAAGUGUCAAAUCAAGUGGAGGUCUGAAUGACCUUCAGAAAAUGCUUCAAGAGCUGCCCGAACUCCUACAGAGGAAUCAGGAAAUUCUGAAUGAGUGCAAUCGAAUGGUGAAGGAAGAGGAGGAUUCUGACACCCAGCUCAGGAAUCAGUUCAAAGAGAAAUGGACUAGAACUCCAUCAGCUAAAUUGACUGACACCUUCAAAGCAAAUGUCGUUAAAUACCAAACGAUCAUCACGAAUGCAAUUGAAGCUGACAAGAAGGUGAGGGCCAAAUUUGAAACACACUCCGAGGGAAUCUACCUGCUCGAUGGAGACAUCAGUGCCUUGCAAGCAGCACUUCCUGCCUGUGGCUCGAGUGGCGCCAGCAAGAGUUCCGCUGCUUGUCAGUUGCGCAAAUUGAUGGAGAACGUGGAGGCAAUAAAAGCUGAGCGAGAUGUGAUUGAGAGUGAGCUGAAUUCCCCGACUUCAGAUAUGCAUGAUAAGUUUUUGUCGGCUCUUGCUCAAGACGGUGCUAUCAAUGAAGCAAAUUUGUCGGUCGAGGCUCUUGGCCGCACUUACGGUUCACUGAGCAAACAGGUUCAGGAGAGCUUACAGCGUCAAGAAGCACUGAUUGCAGAGAUUCAGAGAGUGAACUCUGAAUUUUGCAAGGAGAAGAGUGGGGCUGGGGCAGCUGCAAUGCAAAGAGAAGAGAUGCUCAAGAAAUUGGCUGCCGCCCAUGACGGAUUUAUGGAGCUGCAGGUCAACCUGAAAGAAGGUUCCCGUUUCUACAAUGACCUGACUAAUCUGCUGGUGAAUUUCCAAAACAAAGUUUCUGAUUUCUGCUUCGCCCGCAAGACGGAAAAGGACGAACUCUUGAAAGAUUUGACCUCUGACCUGAGCAAGGUCACUGCAGGGACUCCCAGCAUUCCAGCCCAUCAUGAGAGUGCACCUCCAACGCCGUCCUCGGCUCCAGCCGCUCAUAGUGCACCUCUUCCCUACCCUGUUCAGCCUCAGGGAAUGCCUCAUCCGUAUGCACAACAAGGAGUCAACCCGUAUGCGGCUUAUGCUCCGAUGCCCACUGGUUACAACCCUUACGCUUAUCCGCAAGCUCCUUAUCCUCAGCAACAGCAUCCUGCUUCCUACUCUUAUCCGUACCCGCCACCGCAAACAGGGUAUCCUCAGCAAUCUGGCUUUCCUUCAUAUCCAGGCUACCCGCCUCAGCCACCCCCUAACCAGCAGCAGCAGCCACCUUGGUAAUAAGAAAAUCAAAAUAGCAGCUUGAAACUCGCAUAAAGUCACUCCUGAUGAGGCUGGGUGCUAAUUGUUAUAUGAAUUCUUUUUUGCUGAGGUUAAUUAAUUCAGCUGCUAAAUUUUCUGCAAAUUUUAAGCCACCAUUCAGAGCUUUAUUGAGGUAUUGUUUACCAAACCAGUUAAUUGUGAUGAUCAACAGAAUGGAUGCCUAACAUAUAUUUUAAAAUAACCUUUUUUAUCAAACAUAUUAGCACUAUUAUUUUGAUUCAAGCAAGUGCAUUUUUAGUCUUUUUUUUUGUAGAAUUUUAAUUUUAACAAUAUAUUAUCUUCAUGUUAUAAAAGUCAGCAGUUUUGAAAUAGCAAAAUACAGCUUUUGUGAAGUAUGAGUUAUUUAGAUAUAUGUCGCCUUUUUUUGGAUUUCAUAAUGCAGUUCCCACAUUAAUUAAGAAAUGUAUCCAUUAUAUUACGAUGAAUAAAAUGGAAAGUAAAAUUAUUAAGA
Messenger RNA from Neocloeon triangulifer, 3036 nucleotides. It is a transcript of the gene ALiX, whose product is annotated as programmed cell death 6-interacting protein. The transcript is spliced from 12 exons. Gene Ontology annotation, molecular function: protein binding. NCBI's taxonomy places the organism in Eukaryota, Metazoa, Arthropoda, Insecta, Ephemeroptera, Baetidae. Gene Ontology annotation, biological process: mitotic cytokinesis. Gene Ontology annotation, cellular component: endosome. The coding region runs from base 36 to 2543 and encodes 835 amino acids. The record is from RefSeq and is a predicted model, not a curated record.